AUGAAGCCUGCCAUGCACUCAUCACUGCUUCUCCUCCUAUUACCAGCUUUUGCGACUGCGUUGGGCGACCCAAUCGGUGACGCGCGCGAUCUUGACACAUCUGCCAUUAUUGCGUCUGAUGAGGCCGCUGGACAUGUCGAUCCCAGUGACCGACGAGAAACGCCAACCAAAGAUGCACCCGUGGAUGGCAGAGAUGGGAAGCCCCAUUUAGGGCCAUUCGUCGGCUCGGACAGCACUGGCAAUGGCGACCAGGGUCUUCCCCCGUUGAAGGGUCGCCCGGAUGACUACACUGUCGUCGACGGCAAGAAGAUACCCAAAACGAACGACGGCGUCAUGUUCGACAAGAACCGCGAUCGACCUCAAGAGGGCACCACGGGCACAGAAGGCGGCGUCACAGAGAAAGAAAAGACGCGCAAGGAACGAGAAAACCAGCUCGGCGCACGAUUGCAAGCGCAACCCGAAUCUCCCAAGGAACAGCCGCCAUUGCCACAUAGCGAGCAAGAGAAGAUGACGGGCAGCGCAACGCAGGGAACAGAUCCUGUGGGCGACGAGAAAUCGUACACGGGAUUCGAGAAACCUGACGACCUGCCCGAGACAGGUGCAAACCCCCCCCCUGUGCCUGAAUCGGCAACGAAAUCCCACCUUGACCUUGCGGGCGACUCGGACACGCACACGACCGACCCUGAAGAGGACGACGAGGGCUUGAUCCAGCCAUUCCACUCCUUCGUGCUGUCACUGACCAUGAUUCUGGUGUCCGAGGUUGGCGACAAGACAUUCCUCGUCGCCGCCCUCAUGGCCAUGAAACACGACCGGAUGGUGGUUUUCUCGGCUGCUUUCGGCGCUCUGCUGGUGAUGACCGUGUUGUCGGCUGUUCUUGGCCACACCCUACCUGCUCUGCUCCCACGACGUCUGACCAGCUUUGCUGCUGCGGUGCUCUUCUUUGUGUUUGGCGGCAAGCUGCUUCGCGAAGGAAUGGAGAUGGACCCAAACGAGGGUGUCAGCGCCGAGAUGAGUGAAGUUGAACAAGAGUUGGCCGAAAAGGAGAGGGAGAUGGGGCGCAACGGCCCAGAGGACCCCCACACGCUCGAGAUGGGGCUCAAUGGACGCAGGUCACGAUCAAAGACCAGAAUGUCGUCGCCUCCAAGGUCUCCAUCACAGUCCCCUCCGAGAACGUCUGCCGGAGCCAGCGCUCUCACGGGAGCAUUGCAGGGCAUGGGAAAUCUGUGCUCCCUGCUGCUCAGCCCCGCGUGGGUACAGACGUUUGUGAUGACCUUUCUGGGCGAGUGGGGUGACCGGAGCCAGAUUGCUACCAUUGCCAUGGCUGCCGGACCAGAUUACUGGUGGGUGACACUGGGGGCCAUGGUUGGCCAUUGCUUCUGCACAGGUGCGGCCGUCAUUGGAGGCAGGGCGAUCGCAGGGCGAGUUAGCCUUAAAGUUGUGACCGUUGGCGGCGCAGUGGCAUUUCUCGUUUUUGGAUUCAUCUACCUCAUCGAGGGGUUUUACGCCUGA
This is a messenger RNA of Emericellopsis cladophorae, 1509 nucleotides long. Its product is annotated as putative Ca2+/H+ antiporter. The record is from RefSeq and is a predicted model, not a curated record. NCBI's taxonomy places the organism in Eukaryota, Fungi, Ascomycota, Sordariomycetes, Hypocreales, Bionectriaceae. Gene Ontology annotation, biological process: Golgi calcium ion transport; calcium ion transmembrane transport; manganese ion transmembrane transport. Gene Ontology annotation, molecular function: manganese ion transmembrane transporter activity; calcium ion transmembrane transporter activity. The coding region runs from base 1 to 1509 and encodes 502 amino acids. The transcript has 3 exons. Gene Ontology annotation, cellular component: Golgi apparatus; fungal-type vacuole membrane.